CUACCCUGUCUAUAAGACGCGCAAACGUGGAACAUUUAUAGCAACUGAUGGUGUCGACGUAUUCAGUUUGAAUUCCGAUAUUACGAAGUGUUCUGUUUAGUGUCCGGCUGGAUUUUUAAUUCAAACUUUCAACAUGAGUGUAAUCCAAUUAGACACCGAAGACAAACUAGAAUACAGUUUCUUCCCCAAUUCCUCUGGAUUCGUCCAAUUCCGUGUCAGAGCAGCUAACGAUGCACAUCUAGCCCUUACCACCCAGGCAGCAGAAUGCGAACCCAUGUACGAAAUCUUCAUCGGAGGAUGGGGCAACUCAAAAUCCAUCAUCCGUAAAAACAGAAGCAAACCAGACGUAGCCGAAGUACCAACUCCAGGAAUUUUGCACCCCAAUGAAUUCCGUGGAUUCUGGAUCAGAUGGCAAAAUGGUAACAUUGCCGUCGGCAGAGAAAACGAACAAGCUCCUUUCUUGUCUUGGAACGAUUAUGAACCCAUUCACAACAUUGAAUACGUAGGUGUCUGCACCGGUUGGGGAGCAAAUGGUUCAUGGGUAGUUGAACCCCCACAAUCUGGCGGUGGUGGUGGUGGCUAUGGUGCCCCCCAAAACUACACAGCUCCACGUUCCAACUUCUCCUCAGUCUGCUGGGCUCCAGGCAGAUCUGGUCAGGUACCACCUAGAGCCUUCGCCGGAGGUGAAGACAACGGCGAACCCCUCUACGUCAUCAGGUCCCAGUUCAACGGAGGUCUCCUUCCAGGCAAACUCGUUCCAAGCCAUGGAGUCGGUUACGUUGCAUGGGGUGGCCAAGAAAACGCCGUCCAUGAAUACGAAGUAUUGUGCGAUUUCCCCGGACAAUGGGUUGCCACUUCAAGAGGAAACAUCCCACCAAACGCUUUAACAGCUGGACAGAGCGAAGACGGUGAACCUCUCUACGUAGGACGUGUCGUACAUGACGGAGCAUUGACCGUUGGAAAGGUACAACAAAGCCAUGGAGUCUGUUACAUCCCAUACGGUGGUCAAGAGAUGUCUUUCCCAGACUACGAAAUUUUGGUACAAUAAACAGAACUAAAUUGUUUAAGCUUUGGAUGUGCUGCCUAGGAUAUUAAUCCACAAAAUAUAUUUACAUAUAUAUAAAAAAAAUAAUAGCAAGUAAAAGCUACAUGAAGAUUUAUAUGGCUUCUAGGUGCCUUUAUUACCCUUAGGGAUAUGUAUUUUUAGAAGGACAUAAUUCAUUUAAUAUUUGUUAUAAGGAGUUUUUAUUUAUUUACUUGUGAAUCUCUGCUAUUAUUUUAGUGUACACUCAUGCACUACUUUUGUAAGUCUGUUUCAUUUUUAUUGUAAUACAUUUUAUUAAGAUAUUAAA
This is a messenger RNA of Diabrotica virgifera virgifera (western corn rootworm), 1352 nucleotides long. RefSeq lists its product as uncharacterized. Lineage: Eukaryota; Metazoa; Arthropoda; Insecta; Coleoptera; Chrysomelidae. Bases 134 to 1048 code for a protein of 304 amino acids. The record is from RefSeq and is a predicted model, not a curated record. The transcript has 4 exons.